ACGAUCUCACCGAAUACAAACCAGCUUUUGGUAAUACUCAGCGUUUCUCUGCACAGUUCAUCUGAUGUCUGGAGGAGUGUGGCGAGUCAAGAACCAGAGGGGUGAUUCUGGGACGCUUGUUUUGGCAGCAACCCAUUGUGUCAGCUUUUAAUAGCACAGCCGAAGGAGGUGUUGACGUUGUUCCUCAUGUGCCUCGAGGCCCUGCGUGUGAGCCACUUUCUAGCUGAGGUAAAAUUCUUGGCUUUGAGCGUUGCACAUUUUUGGAAGAAGAUUAAAGAAAUGAGAACUUUCGCCAAGGUCUUGAAGGGUUGCACACUGGCACUGAAGGGCACUGGCAAUGCCUGACACACAUCUGGAAGGUCUGACAUCAUGUUCUUGUUGUAAAGAAUUUUAAGAUAGAAGCACAAAACAAAGCUUUUGGAUUGAUUUUUAAGACAUUGGAUUAGAAAUUUGAGAUUUCUUAAAAGCAGCCCAUGGCUUUGGAGCUUCUGUCCAGAGGAUGUGAACAGGUGCUCAAGAAUAACCUCUCUGCGAAGGAUUCUCAUGUCCCCGAGCAAGUAAGUGACAGUACACUGGCCAUGGAUACUUUGAACCAAAAUCUUAGCCAUGGGCAUCAGUCUCAUCAGGUGCUCCAGAGUACUCCACUGGAUCUUAUUGAGACUGGAAAGGCACUGAAGGUUCAAGCAGAGCGCCCCCAUUUAGUCAGUCUGGGAAGUGGGCGUCUCAGUACAGCCAUCACCCUCUUACCCCUGCCUGAAGGGAAGACGACUGUGGGUCAUGGAGCCAUGGACAUCAGCAUACAGGGCCCCGGGGUCGCAGCUCAGCACUGCUUUAUUGAGAACAGGGCUGGAAUCAUCACACUUCACCCCUGUGGAAACCAGUGCAGCAUGGACGGACUGCCGGUCAACAAACCUGUGCGACUCUCUCAAGGCUGCAUGCUGUGUUUCGGCCAAUCCGCCUUCUUCCGCUUCAACCACCCCGAGGAGGCUUUCCGAAUGAAAAGCAUGAUGCCCGAGGGAGGACAGACAGCCAGUGUGAAAAACUGGACCCACAAAGAUUCAGAGAACCUGGUCAAUGGGAACCACUCUUCAGGAGAGGCAAAAUCCCACUUGGUUUCCAACGAGAGAGUGCGCCCUGAGCACAGUGCCAUCGUCAGUUCCAUUGAGAAGGACCUUCAGGACAUUAUGGACUCAUUAGUCAUGGAUGACCCUCAGCCCUCAUCCUCCGAGUCAAAGAAGCCCUCUAGUCAGUCCAUCUCACAGUCUCCCCUUUCUCCGAUGUUAAAUGGAGGGGGGCGCUUCCUUCUCUCUCCCCCAACGAGCCCUGGUGCUAUGUCUGUGGGCUCCAGUUAUGAGAAUAACUCCCCUCCUUUCUCUCCUCUGUCAUCUCCCUCGGCUGCCAGCAGUGGCAGCUACACCACUCUCUCACCAAUUGGUUGUCAGGACCAGCCUCACAUGCUUCCUCCUGUGCCAGUGAGGUCUUCUAGUUACAAUUAUACCAGCCAGCCACCCAUACCUCAGCCACGGACCAUACUGCCCAGCUAUUCCAGUGGCAGCAGUGGGCCAAAGGUGCCUGAGAGUCCCAGACUCCAGCGAAAGGCGCUUUUAGAAGCACCGCCAAGCCCAAAGCCAAGCCGUAGGGGGUUGAACCAAGACAGCUCGGUGGCUAAAACCCCAGACAGCCCCAUACAGACUCACAUUCUGCCCUCAGUCUCCAUCUCUACAGCUCCGACUGAUGUCCCAUCUGUUAGUCGGGUACCAGUUCCAGGUAGUCCUAGAUUAGCCACCAAAUUCUCCACUGCGUCCUCACCUGCCUCACCCUCUAGUCCCAGAACCAAAACUACCAUUGUCCUCCAAGAUCGACCCUCAAGUCCUUUCCGGGAGCAACCUCAGCCAGAUCGUUCUUUGACGUCCAGCCCCUCUCACCAACUCUCCCCACCAUCAAGAUCUUUCCAGCCCCCAUUGGACCCCAUUGUUCACAUCAUUCAAGGUGGACCUUCACACCCACAUCCUCGAACACUGCAGCCUCCAGAAAGUCCGCGGCUGGCCCGCAGAAAUCUUGAAGGGAGCAGCAUGAGGGAACUCCCCCCUCUCAGUCCCUCCAUAGCUCGCAGGGGGGUUCCUGUGCUCCCAGGUGCUCUACCAGGAACCCUGCGAACUCCAGAGAGCCCAUCCCCAAGAAUGGUGCCAGAGAGUCCCAGACUCAGGAGGAAAACAGGGUCACCUACAGAGGAGCCAUUCAGUCCUCGUGCGAUGCGCACUCGUAGUCCUUCGCCCACCUCUGGACUGACUGGCGAAAGCAGUGGACGGAAGGGAAGUUUUGGGAACUCACUCUCUUCUGCCUUCAGCCUAAGUUCUCUGCCUGGGUCUUCCCCACGAUCUAGUCCCAGGAGCCACCGAAAGAUGUCAGCAGGCCACAGAGACCUCCGGAUGCCUCACCCAGGCAUGAGGGAGCGCAAAAACAGCAUCACAGAGAUCAGCGACAACGAGGAUGACCUUCUGGAGUACCAUCGACGCCAAAGAGAAGAGCGACUCAGAGAGCAGGAAAUGGAGAGACUGGAACGGCAGCGGCUGGAGACAAUCUUGAACCUCUGCGCUGAGUAUAACAAGGGCGACGGGCCGCCGGGUGAUUUGGGCAGGAUGGGCGUCUCUGGGCUUGGCUCGAGGGACGGGCUUAACGUCAGGCGUCCUUCAAUGGACAGCGUGAACAGCGCUUCACUAAGAGCGACUCAAAGACAACGGGAAAGCCAAGAGGACAACCUGAAGGAGGAUAGCAGUAGCACUGAGAGUGCGCAGCUGGACGGACGGACACCUGCUCUGCUAAAUGGACAGAAUGGACAGGCUGAGGAGUCUCUGGGUUCGGGCAGCAUUGGCCGUCUGGAGCUGGGCUACCUGGAGGAGGAGCGGGUUCGAGUGCUGGCAAAGGUAGAUGAGCUCAAAGCUCGAAUCACAGAACUGGAGCAGCAACUUCAGGAGUCUAAACAAGAGGCGGAGAUGGAGAGAGCUCUGCUGCAGGGAGAAAGACAGGCUGAGAUGGAGCAAAUCGAGACUGAGACCGAGAUUAUCAACCAGCUGCAGCGCAAACUCACUGAACUGGAGAGCAGCAUCCAGAGAGAGAAGGACAAGGCAUGCCAUUCUUCCAGAUGGCCACUCAAGGCCCAUUCAGGUCUCGAUUGCCAUCCUCAGGAGAGGGCUAAUGUUGACGCGGAGCGGGAAGCCCUGGAGAGGCUUCAGGAUGGGUACAAUGAGUUGACGAGCCAGCUACAUAACUGCCCUGAGUCUCUGAGGGAACAGUUACAGGAACAGCUCAAGAGGGAAGCUGAGACUCUUGAAGCAGCGACAAAGCAGUUUGAAGACCUGGAGUUUCAGCAGUUGGAGAGGGAGAGCAGUCUGGAGGAGGAGCGCGAGACCAUCAGCCAGCAGCUCAUGCAGGACAGAGCUCAAUACCACAGCAGUGUCGCCAAGAGAAAGGAAAAGGUGGUGGCAUUGGAGAGCCAGGCGAGCCAGCUGGGAAUACAGGCCGCUCAGGAGUGUGAGAGACUGGCCAAGGACAGAACCAUCACCUUGCAGAUGCUACACAAGGAAAAGGAAAGGCUGGCCAGUCUGGAGAGAAGAUACCAGAGUUUAACUGGUGGAAAGACGUUCCCCAAAAGCUCCAAUACUAUAAAGGAGGAGUACUUGAAGCUGUCGGAUGUGUAUAAGAUGUAUGGGAGUGAAUGCCAUGACAUCCAGCUCGCCAGCGCUUCCUCACACGGCCUCUCGCUUGCCCUUGACCCAGCUGAAACUGCCCCGCGUGAGGAGUAUGUGACGGUCAGCCAAUUAAACCAGAUGUACGGGAUGCCAAAGGUGGAGUCUUCCCCUACCUCACCCGUCCAAUCAGUGCAGCCCUCUCUCGCAGACUCCACCUUCCCCCGCCUCCCUUCCCCUCAUGGCUCCUCCCUCUCUCUCUCCUUCGAGCGUCAGUCAGACUGGGGCAGGCCUCAGAUGCCCGUGCUAGAUUUAGAGCACUGGUACCAGGAGGUAAUGGCAGCUGGAGAUGUAAACCAGCUCUGCCCUCCUCCAUUGCCGGCUAAAGCUUUCUCAUCAUCAUCAUCAUCACCACGCAGGCCUGUGCAGGUGUACAGAUCUCGACUGGACAGUGAUUGCAGCCAAUCCUCACUUAGACCGAAAGUCAGCGCCGGUUUGUCUCCUACAUACACGACGGCCACGCUGGGACGAAACAGUCCUGCCAGGAGUCCUCUGAUGGUGGCCAACAGCACCGGAAGUCUCCCACGCAACCUGGCAGCCACCCUGCAGGACAUCGAGACCAAGAGACAGCUGGCUCUUCAGCAGAAAGGUCAGCAGGUUAUCGAGGAGCAGCGCAGGCGUCUGGCGGAGCUGAAGCAGAAAGCUGCAGUGGAGGCUCAGUGCCAGUGGGAGGCGCUGCACGGCUCUCAAACGCAGCUCCACCAGCCCUUCUCAUCAAGCCCAGCACCGGCGCUUCACCACUCCAUCCUGCACCACACAGCGCCCCCUUGCGGAGAGCAGCCGUACGACACGCUAAGCCUGGAGAGCUCGGACAGCAUGGACACCAGCAUCUCUACUGGAAACAACUCGGCCUGCUCGCCGGACAACAUGUCCAGUGCCAGCGGUAUGGAUGCGUUGAAGAUUGAAGAGAUGGAGAAGAUGUUGAAGGAGGCGCAGCUGGAAAAAGCUCGGCUCAUAGAGUCUAGAGAGCGAGAGACUCAGAGCCGUAAACUGAUGCUGGAGGAGGAGCGGAGGAGGAGAGAGGAGGCCGAGAAGAGGCUGCAGGAGGAGACGCUGCACAGACAGCAGCUCAUCGAGAAGGAGGUCAAGAUGAGGGCCAGAAACUUCUCUCAGGCCCGUCCGAUGACCCGCUACCUGCCCAUCCGCAAAGAGGAGUUUGACCUGCGUUCGCACAUCGAGUCUUCAGGCCACAGCGUAGACACCUGCUACCACGUCAUCCUCACCGAGAAGAUGUGCAAGGGCUUUCUGGUCAAGAUGGGAGGCAAGAUCAAAUCCUGGAAGAAGCGCUGGUUCGUCUUUGAUCGCCUCAAAAGGACGUUCUCUUACUACGCCGACAAACACGAGAGCAAGCUGAAGGGUGUGAUUUACUUCCAGGCCAUCGAGGAGGUUUACUACGAUCACCUGCGCAGCGCCACAAAGAAAGGAUUUUUCAAUCUGAAUCUGACAAACAGCCCGACCCCGACGCUGACCUUCUGUGUUAAAACACACGACAGACUGUAUUACAUGGUGGCUCCGUCCGCAGAGGCCAUGAGGAUAUGGAUGGAUGUGAUUGUGACAGGAGCCGAGGGCUACACACAGUUCAUGAACUGAAACAAACCACAAAAGCAUUCAGCAGGGAGACCCGCACCUCUUAUUCCCAGCGAGAGGAAAAAACUUGAUUGUCUAACUUCCCUGUUUCCUGGAGAUGUUGUAAACUGGCUCAGCUGCACAGACAGGUAUUCACCAGAGGCUUUCCUGGAUCCAAAAAAAAAAAAAAGGGAGACUCACUCGCCAUCCAAAAUGCCUUUUAUUGCCGUUGGAGAUAUUGUUCAGUUGCAGCCUGGAUGUGCAGAAAUCUACUUUCAUUUCUACCAUUUGUUCCAUGAUAUGUUUCCAAUGGGGAGAAAAAUGCCAAAUGACAUCAAACCAUUCUGGAAAAGCUUCUGCGACAACAAUUCGCUGGGAUUGACUCUGAUGAAAUGCUGAAAAUUGACACUCGAGAGAUGUUUUUAAGUGGAAUUUAAAAGAGUAUUACAUGCACAUUUAAAGAUCUGGAAUCACGAAUACUUUUCACCAAAGCUCACCUACCAGCUCAGGAGUGUGUAUUUAUUGUGGAGGGGCAUCAGCCACUCCUGGCCCACCGUUUCCCACUGUGUCUCUGUAUUCCCAGCUUUGUUUUCAAUUCGCAUGCACACACACAUUUAACAGUAGAGUCUAUUUGCCAAGUCCUGACAACUUGAUCUUGCGUUUUGAGGCCAUCUCCUAUCACUGCCAGCCUACCAGAGUUUGGAAGAUUUGCCACAAACAAGAGGACAAAACAAACAAACAACAUCGGAAUCAUGCAAGUCAUGCAGUGCCUUGAGACUGACCCAUAUUUCUCACUCGUAGUAUUUGAACUGUUACACUAGUGAAUAAAUGUUGCAGGAA
Danio rerio (zebrafish) is the source of this 6152-nucleotide messenger RNA. The record is from RefSeq and is a predicted model, not a curated record. NCBI's taxonomy places the organism in Eukaryota, Metazoa, Chordata, Actinopteri, Cypriniformes, Danionidae.